AUGACACUGCUCAUACAACCAAGGACACUAGCUCCUGCCGCGGUGAGGAGGCUUUGCUGUGGCUUCCAGCGAUACGGCUCUUCGAGUUGCCGCAGCUUUAGCUUCACGGCGCGCAGAUGGCAGGACCCUCGAUUGAGCGACCUGGGACGCGUGAUAGUAGAUGAGUAUUCUGUAAUACGAGACAACUACCAAACACCGGUACGCAUCCUUCCAUUACAAGCCGCCAGCAACGGGCUGACUGAACAGAAAUAUGCGAUCGUCCUAGCUCAUGGGCUUCUCGGUUUCGAUGAGCUCCGCCUGGCUGGCUCCGCCGUGCCUGGGAUACAGUACUGGCGCGGCAUUAGGGAAGCGCUCGCUGCCAAGGGCAUUGAGGUGAUAAUAGCAGCGGUCCCACCCUCGGGUUCCAUCGAAGCAAGAGCGGCGAGGCUUGGAAAGAGCAUUGCGGAGAAGGCGCACGGGAAGAGCGUCAACAUAAUAGCAGGGCUUGAUUCCCGAUACAUGCUAUCAAAGCUGAAACCGCCUAAUGUUGACGUUAAAUCCUUGACUACGAUCGCGACUCCGCAUCGGGGUUCAGCUUUUGCGGACUACAUGAUCGACCAGAUUGGACCGGUCAAUCUCCCAAGAAUCUACAAGGUUCUCGAGUUCUUCGGCUUUGAAACCGCUGCGUUUUCGCAGUUGACACGGAAAUAUAUGCAGUCGGUGUUCAACUGGAACACUCCAGACAGAGAAGGAAUCAAGUACUACUCCUAUGGGGCGUGUCUUGAGCCAACGUACUGGUCGGUUUUCCGGCCGUCUCAUAGUAUCAUCAGAGAGUUGGAGGGGGCCGAGAACGACGGUCUCGUAAGUGUCCCUAGCAGCAGGUGGGGUGAGUAUAAGGGCACGCUGCAGGGGGUUAGCCAUCUGGAUCUCAUCAAUUGGACAUCGAAAGUGAAGUGGUGGUUCUGGUCGUUGACAGGCACUAAGCCAAACUUCAAUGGGGUAGCUUUCUAUCUUGACAUUGCCGAUAUGCUUGCGAAGGAGGGUCUUUAG
This is a messenger RNA of Coniosporium apollinis CBS 100218, 1029 nucleotides long. RefSeq lists its product as uncharacterized. The record is from RefSeq and is a predicted model, not a curated record. Bases 1 to 1029 code for a protein of 342 amino acids. Lineage: Eukaryota; Fungi; Ascomycota; Dothideomycetes. The transcript is spliced from 8 exons. Gene Ontology annotation, molecular function: triacylglycerol lipase activity.